AUGACUGCCAUUGCAUGUGAAGAUGAAUCGCUGUUGGAAUCGCGCCCGGUUUCUCGAAACUACGUUUUCCGAGGUUCUGCAUUUGAAGAUGAAGCCCCAGUGGAAUUCACGUUGAACCCAGGAGAACGUUACGGGUGGUGGGCAGACCACGACUUGGAUAAUCAAGAUGCAGUGGCAUUAGUGCAUGGGGCGAUCAACAACUAUCGGACACACAUCAUUCUAGAUUCCGGCGCCAGCACAACUAUAUUGAGCCCAGACCUUGCACGCAGGUUGAAGCUUAAGUUGACGUCGCACGCCGGACUCAAGGUGAAAGGUAUGGGAGGAGUGAUCACGUACAUCCGAUCGCGGACUCGAGUGAAGUUAACUCUGGGAAUGCGUGUGGUAUAUGUACUGGACAUGUGGGUUGGAAACAUUGGAGAUGGAGUCACUUGUCUGCUGGGUAUGGAUUUCAUGAAAGCUGCUGGAGUACGACUGUGUGCGCGUGAGCAGUUGGCUAAGCUUCCGAAUGAAGAAAACAUUCCUCUGGUUGGAGAGAAGGAAGCUCCACGAUACAUCUUGGAAGUUCCGAUUUGUGUGCGUGAGCCGGUGUAUUUGGCUCGUGGUGAUUCGAUCAUUGUUCCGGUGCGGUAUGGCCAAGCUGACGCUGACACAGCUGAGGUAUGGACUGCCCGAGGGAAUCAGUGGGUGACGCAAGUGAUCUACAGCUCCAGACGGCGGCCUGCCGCAGUUCGUGUGGUCAAUAUCUCAGAGAAGUGGACCCAAAUCAUGCAGCACACGGUGGUAGCAGCGUUGGUGGAGCCUGGGCAACUGCCACGAGGAGACCGCUUUGUUCAACCGAAGUCGCGUAAGUAUGGAGAGUGGCAACAAGAGAUUUACCAGAACACCCCUUCGCGGGAGUAUCGGCGACGGGAGGAGCUGGAAGCACUUGAAGCCGAACGGAAUGUCCCACCCGCAGUCCUGCGACCUCAAUAUGUUUGGCCGACGAAGAUUUUGCCACGU
Molecule: messenger RNA, 999 nt
Organism: Phytophthora sojae
Lineage: Eukaryota; Oomycota; Peronosporomycetes; Peronosporales; Peronosporaceae
Exons: 1
Biological process (GO): proteolysis
Molecular function (GO): aspartic-type endopeptidase activity
Source: RefSeq, a predicted model, not a curated record